AGGGAUACAAUACUAAAAUGUUAAUAAUCCACUUUUGUUUUUAAUUCAAGCUGGUCCAUCACUUUCAACUCAGCUGUAAAAAGGUGGGGUAUUCAUCGAUCUCACUCAAAACAGGACUUGAAUACACCUCUUUACUCAUCUCUGCUGGACAUUUGAGGAAUAACACCCUGAAAACCAGAGACGAUGAACAAGCAGAUAUAUCUCCACUACAACUACACAGGGAAGCUGGAUAACCGUCAGAAUGGAAAAAUCACAGGUGGUGGCGUCACCUUGGAUGCUAAAACCAUCGUGUUCCUCAUCAUCUGUAGCUUCAUAGUCCUGGAGAACCUGAUUGUUCUAGUAGCAAUAUGGAAAAACCACAAGUUCCACAACCGCAUGUACUUCUUCAUAGCCAACCUGGCGUUGUGUGACCUUCUGGCUGGGGUAGCUUAUAUCGUCAACCUCCUCAUGUCAGGGGAGAAGACCCUUCACCUGUCCCCAGUGUUGUGGUUUGUGAGGGAAGGGAGUAUGUUUGUGGCCCUGGGGGCUUCCACAUUCAGUCUCCUGGCUAUAGCCAUAGAGAGACAUCUGACCAUGAUUAAAAUGAGGCCCUACGACACCAAUAAGAAUUACAGGGUGUUCUUGCUCAUAGGGACCUGCUGGCUCAUAGCUAUAUCCCUGGGAGCGUUGCCCAUCCUGGGGUGGAACUGCUUGGACAACCUCCCUGACUGCUCCACGGUCCUACCACUCUAUACCAAGAAGUACGUGGCCUUCUGCAUCAUCAUCUUCAUGGCCUUACUGCUGGCCAUGUCCAUCCUGUACAUACGCAUCUACAUGUUGGUGAGGACCAGCAGUCGCAAGGUGACGAAACAUUCUAACUCGGAGCACUCUAUGACCCUCCUCCGUACCGUCAUCAUCGUGGUCGGCGUCUUCAUCGCCUGCUGGAUGCCCAUCUUCGUCCUCCUCCUCAUCGAUGUGGCCUGCGAGCACCGCUGCUGCACCAUCCUCUACAAGGCCGACUACUUCAUAGCCUUGGCCGUGCUCAAUUCUGCCAUGAACCCCGUUAUCUAUACCCUGGCCAGCAGGGAGAUGAGGAGAGCCUUCUUUAGCUUGGUCUGUGGCUGUCUGAUGAAGGGGAAGGUCUCCAGCAGUGGUGAACCCAAUAAGCCCAGUAACCUGGAGCACAGCAGGAGCGCAGCAGGAGCACAGCAGGAGCACAGCAGGAGCGCAUCAGGAGCGCAACAGGAGCACAGCAGGAGCGCAGCAGGAGCGCAGCAGGAGCAGAGCAGGAGCGCAGCAGGAGCGCAGCAGGAGCAGAGCAGGAGCGCAGCAGGAGCGCAGCAGGAGCACAGCAGGAGCACAGCCUAUAAUAAUCCUAACAACCACAGCAGGGCAGAUGAGCAGCAGAAGGACAGGGACAGAGGUGUGAAUAUUAUAGUGGCACAGACCUCGAUAAAGUGUCCGACAUCAUCGUGUGCCAAUGGGGCCAUUGGAGAGGAGGGUUGA
Coregonus clupeaformis (lake whitefish) is the source of this 1485-nucleotide messenger RNA. Its product is annotated as sphingosine 1-phosphate receptor 3-like. Gene Ontology annotation, molecular function: sphingosine-1-phosphate receptor activity. The record is from RefSeq and is a predicted model, not a curated record. Gene Ontology annotation, biological process: G protein-coupled receptor signaling pathway. Lineage: Eukaryota; Metazoa; Chordata; Actinopteri; Salmoniformes; Salmonidae. The transcript has 2 exons. Bases 184 to 1485 code for a protein of 433 amino acids. Gene Ontology annotation, cellular component: membrane.